AUGGUUCAAACUGUUGGAAAUCUCUCGGAGUUGAAUAAUUUGGUAGAUCGUGCUGAUGCGAAUCGUCUUUUUGUUAUUGAUUUUUAUGCGGAUUGGUGUGGUCCUUGCCGAUUUAUCGCGCCGUUUUUCGAACAAUUAGCCGGGCAAUUUGCGAAUGCAACUUUUUUGAAAGUUAAUGUGGAUGUUUCCAGGGGUAACUUCAUCAGUUUUGGUUGAUAAAAAAAAGAAAAUUUUUAGAUAUUAUGGGACGAUAUGGUGUUAGAGCUAUGCCAACUUUUGUUCUUCUUAAAAACAGACAAGAAGUUGAUCGGAUUCAGGGAGCUGAUCAGAAUCGACUUCAACAAGCUGUGCAACAGUGAGUUUAGCUUCUUACAAGAAAAAUUCACUCUAGAUUUUUAAUGAAAAUAGUUUUCGACGCGCUGAUUACGAUCUCGCAGUUCAAAAUUGCAGAACUCAACUCUUAAAAAGAGUUAUGACGUGGCAAGUUUGGAAAUUUCGCUUCAAAAAUUUUGCAGAUCUUGAGCUACAUAGUUUUCAGCACCUAAAGUCCCGAUUUUUCGAAAUUUCCAAAUUUGCCACGUCAUAACUCAUAUUUAGGAGUCAUAACUCAUAUUUAGGAGCCACGUCAUAACUCAUAUUUAGGAGUUGUGCAAUUUUAGACGACGGAAUAUUGAUCAGCGGAUCGAAAACUACAUUUUAUUAAAAAUCUAGAGCUGAAACAGUUUCCUUAUCAGAAAAUGAUUUUUUUUUUUAAAUUCCAGACAUUAUUCUGAUACUCCGGCCAAUCCAAAUGCUGCAAAUUCAGAUGAAAAACGAUUUCUCGAUCAAUUCGCUAAUCAAAGUCAAAGAAUCAAAUAUUACAAUGAUAUUGUUUAUAAAACCCUGGCUUUGAGUUGUAUACCUGAAGAAGAAAUGAGAAAAUCAGCAAAAAAUGACUUGGAAUUAUUAGAAUCGCUUGUGAAAUGGUUCAAGGAGGAUUUCUUCUCAUGGACGGAUUCACCAAUUUGUGAAAAAUGCAAAAUUCAAACACCAAAAGGGAAAGGCCUCAAUGGAACACCGAAUAAAGAGGAAAAAGAGAUGGGUGCGCAAAGAGUUGAAAUAUAUAUUUGUGAAAAAUGUGACAGUGAAGUUAGAUUUCCGAGAUUCAAUGAUCCCGCGAAACUUCUUGAAACUCGAAAUGGAAGAUGUGGAGAAUGGGCGAAUUGUUUUACUUUAUGCGCAGCGGCGAUGGGUUUCGAAGUGAGAUUUAUUUACGAUGUCACUGAUCAUGUUUGGACAGAAGUGUUUCUAAAAUCUCAAGAUCGAUGGAUUCAUGUUGAUCCUUGUGAAGGUAUUAUUGAUAAACCUUUGAUUUAUGAAAAAGGAUGGAAAAAGAGAUUAUCUUGGGUUAUUGGAUUUGGAAUUGAUCAUGUUGUUGAUGUUACUUGGAGAUAUGUUAUUGAUAGUCGAGAUGUUGCUAAAAAUCGGCGGUUUGAAGUUAGACCCGCGGUUUUUUCGAAUUUUAUGAAUGUUAGUUCAAUUUUUUUAUUUAAAAUUUAAGGCGGAGUACGAGAUAAAAAUAUGUUAGGCUCACUUGAGAUAUAAAUUUGCAAUUAGUACAUUCCUCGAAUUUUUAAUGUAAACCUUUCAAAAAUUUGUAAAGCAAGUUCAAAGUUUUUAAAACAGUGAAACAUCGUGUGAAAUGGAUUUAGAAAAUGGAAAAAUCCACCUUUAAAAAUAGGAAAUUUUUUAUAGAAAUUGAACGAGCGCCAAAUGUCAUCUUGCGAUGAAAAUCGCAAAAAAGAGCUGACCGAACGACGAUUGAAAGAACUCAUUGUUUUGAUGGUUGAAGAAAAUUUGAAGAAAAAAGGUUCUGAAAAUUAUGGGGGAAGAAUAACUGGAAGUGAAGAAUGGAGAAAAGAAAGAGGAGAAAUUGGAGAGGGAAAUGUGGAAGAGGAAAAACAUGUUAUUCAAAUUCCGGGCGAAAAUGAAAAUGGUGUAUUUGAGUGAGUUUUUGUUUUCAAAAAUCAUCCCCUGGCUCACACCUCGGCCAACAUUGUGGUUCCCAAAAGUCAAAAUUGUACUCUGAAGUUUUGAGUGUCCUCUUAAAACCGCGGCCCUUGGCCUAGAAAAAUUAUUCUGAUUAUGAUUUAGGCGCGAGGAAAAUUGUAAAAAAAAUUUUGAAAGUUUUGAAUUUCCGCCCAAAUGAAAAUUUUCAUUUGGGCGGGAAAAAAUUUUGAACAAUUUUGUUUUGAAAAUUUUGAAUAAUUUCCAGAUUUUCCUAUUCGUGCGCCCAAGAUUCAUACAAAUUUUCCGAUGGCAAACAAAUCCACGGAUUCCAAAAAUCGAUUUAUGAAUCGGAAAAUGUUGAGAGAAAAGUGGAAAAAGAUUGGAAAAUGGCGUAUUUGUGCAGGAAAAAUGAUCAACCGGGGACCGUGAGUCAUAAAAAAAAUUCAAAUCCAAGAAAAUUUUUUCAGAUAACUUGGAAGUUUGAUUUAUCAUCUAUCAAUAAACCCAUCAAACGCAUCGAAGUUCAAGUGAAUGGCUUGGAGACUUUUGACAAAUCGGCCAAAUGUUUUAUGGUUGCAUGUUUAGGAGAUGUAGGUUCCAAGAAAUUUUUUUUUUAACCAACAACUUUUUUUGAAAAUCUUCAGUCCUGCAUUCGAAUUUCCCCCAAAACCGGUCGCCUCGAAAUCGAUUCGCCUGAAGAAUCUGAAAACAUAAAAAUAACUGCGACAUUGAUCGGUGGAUCGGGUGAUAAUGCAUUUCAACAAUCGCAAUUGUUUCGAACUUCUCUCGAUGAUUGCAACAACGCUCAAUUCGAUGUAAAAAUAUAUAUGUGA
Caenorhabditis angaria is the source of this 2822-nucleotide messenger RNA. NCBI's taxonomy places the organism in Eukaryota, Metazoa, Nematoda, Chromadorea, Rhabditida, Rhabditidae. The record is from the annotation of a GenBank genome assembly.